GUGGCCUCCCGCCCCAAAAAAUUGGCGCACAAAACCCAAGCCCAUGGACUGCGGUUGCUGGCAGUGGCUCCGCAAAUCCCAGGCGGUUCCGCCUCGCAUCAAGGCGUCGCAGGUGACCCAUCUGGGCGCGCAGGCAUGGCAGGCGCUGGCCAGCCCGGAGGGUGACGCCAUCCUCUGCUUCUGCAGCCCCCGCUGCCUGGCGCGCCUCCUUUGCGCCUCCUCCGCUUUGCGGCCGGCCCUCGGCUGCGAGUGGGUCCGGCGCCGCGCCACGGAGUGGAGCUUGAACCAGCAGUGCUGCCGACUAGAACACCUGGCCUUUCUCUUGGCCAUGAGCGAGCACAUUCGCAGCCCAGAGUCCCACCACGUCCACUUCGGCUACGGCGGCGGAACUGUGCCGCUCGCCUCGGGCCGCACGUUCCUCCGGGCCGUGGCGGGCGUUGCUCAGCGCUUCCCCCACGCGCGAGUGCACAUCGAUGCUCACACAGGAGUUCAUGCUCCGAACCGGCGAGUUGCAGAUAGAUGCUCACAGGCUCGAGCACAAAGUGUCCGCAAGCACCUGGUUGAAGAGGGUGUGCCCGC
Messenger RNA from Effrenium voratum, 579 nucleotides. NCBI's taxonomy places the organism in Eukaryota, Dinophyceae, Suessiales, Symbiodiniaceae. The record is from the annotation of a GenBank genome assembly.